AUGAAGCCCUCCUCCUCGGGGCUGCCCAUUAUCCGCAUUGCGAAGGGCACUUUCUACCGUCGCCACCCAAACGCGCUAUCGGAGCACCCCAACCCGUCACUCUUUGGUGACAUCACCUUUGAGCUGCCCUCGAGCACCGCCAAGCCGCAGCACUGGUGCAUCGUCGGCUCUUCCCUCUCCGGCAAGACGACGCUGCUGCAGGCCCUCCGCGGACGCUUCAUAUGCGACCCGCCGACUGCGCGGUCCUACCCGUACCUGGCCUCGGACGCCGUCUCGACGCGUCUCAGGAGCCCCGUCCGGGCCAUCCAGUACGUUGGCUUCGAUGCCGAUCAGGCAGGCCUCGCCGGGUCCUCGUCCGUCACCACCUCUGCGUUCCUCUCUGCCCGGUAUGAGUCGCAUCGUGAAAUUACCGACUUUUCGCUGCGUGACUUUUUGCUCGGCAACACGGAGCUCAACCCGCUAGAGACGUCGCUGGAUGGCCAGGACGGGACCAUCUCCCCGGCGCUGCUGGAUCGCGUGGUCACGGAUCUGAAGCUGCAUCACCUGCUAGAUCUUCCGGUGACGUUUCUCAGCAACGGACAAGGGAGACGCGCACGUAUUGCGAGGGCUCUGCUCACGCAGCCGGAGGUGCUGUUGCUCGACGAGCCAUUCAUGGGCCUUGAUCCGCCGACAGUGUCGGGUCUGAGCCCGCUGCUGCAAUCCCUCUCUGAAAAGGCAAGCCCGCGAUUGAUACUCAGUGCCAGGCCGCAGGACCCCUUGCCCGAGUGGGUGACUCACCUGAUCUACCUACGCAGCGACUGCCAGAUUGGAUCCAUGGGCCCAAAAGAUGUCGUGCUUGAUGGGCUGCGGAAAUAUGUCCAGGGUGUGCAGACCGGCACGUUGGCCGAAGACAAGAAGAUGCCACUGCAUACCUUGGCCGAGGUUGGCAAAGUCCUUUCGUCCACUGGCCCCUCCUCCACAGCGAACAGCAAGGAUGCUACGAUACAGCCGUCGACCUCUACAACAGAGCCUCUCGUGGAAAUGGAUGGCUGCAAAAUCAGUUACAAGGACAAGGUCGUGCUGGGAAACUGGUCGCAGCAGAUUAAUGGUCAAGAAAAGCCGGGCCUCAUCUGGACUGUCCGCCGCGGUGAGCGCUGGGGUGUUUUUGGCCCCAACGGCUCUGGCAAGACUACCAUUGUGUCCAUGCUCAGCUCCGAUCACCCCCAGUCAUACUCACAACCGGUCAAGCUCUUUGGGAGAUCGCGCAUCCCCGAGCCCGGCGCCGGACAGAGACCGCUCACCUUUUGGGACAUUCAGGCACGCGUUGGACACUCGAGCCCCGAGGUGCAUCAGCACAUGCCUCGUGGGCACUCCAUCCGGGCGAUUGUCGAGAAUGCAUGGGCGCUGACCUUUGGCACAAAAGCUAAGCUGGAUGAGACCUCUAAAAAGAAAGUUGAUGCUGCGCUGCGCUGGUUUGCGCCCGAGCUGCGGCCUGUCAGCAGUGCCAGCAGCACGGCUGACCAAGUCGACGACUUGAGAUGGGCAGAUGAUUACAUGUUUGGUGAAACGUCAUUUAGCGCGCAAAGAGUGGCACUCUUUAUCCGGUCCAUGAUCAAGGGCACAGACAUUGUCGUCCUGGAUGAGGCGUUUAGCGGCAUGGACGAUGCCGUCCGCGACAAGUGCAGCUUAUUUCUCACUGCGGGUGAGAGCAAGACCAUCGUCGACAGAGGAAUUGUUGAUAGCGAGCUCGCAAAGGCUGGCAACGUCGUCGUGAGCGGUUUGACGGACCAGCAGGCGCUCAUCUGCAUUGCGCACAUCAAAGAAGAAGUGCCCGACUGCGUGCGCGAAUGGAUCUGCCUGCCCGAGGCCAACACCGGCCUUCCGGCGCGAUUCGGUCGGCUUGAUGGCCCCCUGAGAAACAACGACGGCCGAUGGCAGUCGAUUUGGGGCUUCGCUUCUGAAUAG
This is a messenger RNA of Akanthomyces muscarius, 1944 nucleotides long. RefSeq lists its product as uncharacterized. The record is from RefSeq and is a predicted model, not a curated record. The coding region runs from base 1 to 1944 and encodes 647 amino acids. Gene Ontology annotation, molecular function: ATP binding; ATP hydrolysis activity. NCBI's taxonomy places the organism in Eukaryota, Fungi, Ascomycota, Sordariomycetes, Hypocreales, Cordycipitaceae. The transcript has a single exon. Gene Ontology annotation, cellular component: mitochondrion.